UUGUGGGGCCCUGGGCACCUCCAUGCUGGUGGUCCCAAAGCCUCUUUUGCUUGUGCUGUUCCCCCUUUUGCCUGGGAAGACUUCAAUGUGCAGAGAGUGGGGGUCAAGGCACCCACUCCAGAGGCAGAAGAAAACAGACUGGCACUUCCAGGACUAGCUGGGUGUUCAGAAAGCGAGACGACUGCCCAGGAGAGACCAAGCCCAUUUCUCACUCUGUCCUGAAACACGACGGUACUGGGAUGCUCCCUGGGGAGGCACAGGGUGCGUCUCAAUCCCUGCAGGUGGAACAGGAAUAGAUUUUGUCCCCUCUCUCCUGCAGAAGAGCAUGAAAUGCUUUGGGGUGCGAGGUAUCCUGAAGGUACAGUUUUUGGGGUGCCCUCAGUCCAGGGGUAGCCUGGCCAGGUCUCUAGUGCUGCUGCAGGUUGUUGCCAGCCACCGCCAAUAUCCCUGAGUGGGGGCAGAAGUUCCCAGGUUAGCUCCUGCUUGUCUUGUCCCCGGUUUCUUCCUUCUUCUUGGGGUGUCCAUCUCACACCCCACAGACAGGAGCCUGGGCCUUGCCUCCCCGGCUGUUAUGCCAUCCCCUUCUCAUUCCACCGUUGCCAGGGCCACCAAGUGAGACGGAGGUGCUGAGUCCUGGGGCAGACAUGUUGAGGUUGCCCUGCCUGGUGGGGCUGCUGACCUUGCUGGUGUCCUCUGUGGCUCCGACGCAGCCUCCCACGCCGGGCAGCCCCAUGUCAGACAGCGAGUACCAGCGCUUCUUUGCCAUCCUGUGGCCUCCCUGGAAGGCGGUCUCGUUCUGCCGGCUGCGCCAGGCACGUGGCUGCCGCAGCCCUGCCAUCCUGCGGCUGGACCAGCAGGAGAACCAUGGCCUCGUCCCCAGAGGGCCGGUCUGCUCUGACUUCCCAGAGGCGCCGUGGUUUCAGACCUUCUGCCACUUCACCCAGUACCGCUGCUUUAAACAACAGUUCUAUAUCAAGCGAAUCCCAUGUCCGAGUUUGGCUCUUCCGAAAAACCCUCUCCUCUUGACGGAGCAACCCCACACGGUGGGGUCCUGGUCAAUGGGUGAAAGCUCCCCUACGGAAGAAGCUCUGGGGCAGGAUUCUCUCUUGUCCGCUGAUGCCCUGCUGAAUGCCAAUGUGGACGCUCUCCUCAAGUACUCCUAUGCACUGUCAAGACAGAACCCAGUGUCGAGGAAGCCCCGCAUGGCCAUGCCAGGGAUGCCGAGACCCCUGCGGGACAGGAGGCUGCCUAUGCCUCCACCAGCCCUGCCAGUCCUGCCUGCCCCUGCCCCUCUGCCUCCCAGGCUGGGAUCCCCUCCACUGACACAGCAAGCCUGGGAUAAACACCUGCAGAACAGCGCCUGGCAGCUGAUCCACCUGGCCCUCUCCUUGGAAACGUCCCUGGGCACCGAAGGCUCUUCUCCAGACUCCGCCAUCAAGUCAGAUCCAGGGAGCACGUCAGGCUACACCAAAGAAGGGGUGCGGAAAACGCCCCCCCAUGGCAGCCUUUUAGCCCUGAAGAAGAAGGAGGCAGUGACAAUCCUGUGCUAUGCAAUGCUGGAGGGAAACUGUCUCUCGUCAGUGGUCACCCAGGCCUGGAAGGAAGUGGAAGAAAGAAUCCUUGGGUUUGGAGAUUCGGUGUGUGACAGCCUCGGACGGCAUCACAUGGACCUCUGCCCUGCCUGUGCUUUCUGCUCACUGAAGAGGGAGCAGUGUCAGAACAUCAAAAUCCUGAACCGUGUUCACUGCAAGACAGGCGGCUUCAUCCCCUACAUCAACCCUCAGAUCUCAGCCCAGUACCACGCUGCAGACAAGACCAGCUCUCCAGAGACCUCAGAGUACUAUGGCAUGGAGGUUUUCAGAGGGCUGAGGGUAGAGUACUGGUGCAGCCGGAUAGCCACCCACAGCUGUGAGGACCCUCGUGUGACCCUGUGGCUGAAGGCAGAGUACACUGCCUUCCAAGACGGAGAUGCCCCAAGCCAGAUCUGUGACUCGGACGGAAUUCAGCACCCCAGCUACUGUGUGUUCAAGAGCCACCAAUGCCUCCAGCUGAGUCUCUACAACCAGAGGGUGUCUCGCCUCAGCUGCCACAAAAACAAGACGUACCGGGUGCUGAGUGAGAAGGAGGGAGAGGAGGAGGUGCGGCUGUGGCGCCAGAGAUACCUUAGCCUCACCAAGGGGUGACGCACAGUAGUGGGGAGAUGUGCAGGAAGCUCAGGGCUCCGGAGCAGGUUCCCUGGGGCUGUGGUGGGGCAGAGAGCCUGGAUAGACUUGGACAGCUCUUCCCAAACCCUUGCUGGCCAGCCAGCUCAUCAUGGCCACAUCUCACCUUUUGAGUACCUGUGUUGUGCGUGCGGCAGUGGCACACCAUGAGGGGAUCCUCACUCUACAGCAUUUCACUGUAGCACCUGCUAGUACUACUCCUGAAAACAUUUUCUCCAGCCAAAGGAGCGCUGAGCAUCAGAGAAGGCAUCAGCCCUGGGAACCUGGAUUUAGAGCCUUUGGCCCAAGCGUCCUUGUCUGAAAUCCCCAGCGAUCUCUUGCCUCCCUGCCCCUGCAGGCCUAUACCAGCUGACAGAUCUCCCAAGGAUGAGUCUUAUUGUAUAAAGAACCCAUUUAUUCCACAAACCUAAUUUGCUGCCUUCUCUCUGAUGCUGCUGCUCUAUUACACUUCUCAGUGACCCCUCUCAUGUGGGUGGGUCCCCACUCCCCCCUGUUCCUCUCACUGGUGAUUCUCACCC
This is a messenger RNA of Columba livia (rock pigeon), 2740 nucleotides long. RefSeq names its product acrosin binding protein (gene ACRBP). Gene Ontology annotation, cellular component: acrosomal vesicle; nucleus. Bases 645 to 2183 code for a protein of 512 amino acids. The transcript is spliced from 10 exons. The record is from RefSeq and is a predicted model, not a curated record. Lineage: Eukaryota; Metazoa; Chordata; Aves; Columbiformes; Columbidae.